CUUGCCCUCCGAUUCGUAAUAUAAACAUCAUGCAGAGGACCGAAGUUCGUUGUUGUUUCUGCGUUCUCCUCUUCUGUCCUAGGAGAUCUCUGCUAGUGAAAAAAAGGUUCUCCUCGGAGGGUUCUUCCAUUAAUCCAUAAGUUACUCAGUGUAAGAAAUAGAAACUUCUUUCAUAUUUCACCUGACAGCUACACAAUGGCAACAUCAGCAAAUAAGGGGGAUCCUGAAAAAGUUGGGUUUUUUGACUGGUUGAUUGAAAAGAUCAACAUUGGAAGAUACAAGGGUGUUUUGGACUGGACAGAUGAGAACCACACAACCUUUCGUAUCGGAUGGAAGCAUUUUGCAAAGAAGUCUCUUGUGGCAGAUGAUUGUCAGAUUUUCAUGGCAUGGGCUAUAUAUAGCAACAAAUAUUUUGAAGAUAUAGCAACUCUCAGUAAAUGGAAAAGCAACUUCCGCUAUGCCCUGAACAGUACAAAGAGAUUUGAAGUACUGGUGUCAAAUGAACCUGACUUUCGCGAAUACAGAAUCAUCCCCCUGAAACCAAAAACUGAUUCAACAGCUAAUACCUCUUCUGGUACAAGAGAUUUCAAACUUUCAGGGGAGGUGCCCUUUCAAGAAGAAACGAAGACAACGUCUUUGCACGCAAGCGAUGAAGACAUUGAAAAGGAAUCCGCUGAUUCAUCAUUAACUGAGGGAAUGGCUGAGUUGAAAAUAGCGGCCCCUGCGAUCCCCCCCCCCGUUCGUCCUUGUCUGUGGGACAAAAGGAGGACAGCGCAAGUUGGGAUGCUGGAGAUCUUGCCCGAACGAAGGCCCCGAGAAAGAGUUCAAACGGAGGACUUUGAACAAAGAUUAUCUUUAUCCCCAGAAAAGGAGCUUCUAGACAAAUUCGCAUUAGGAUUGAAUGAAGACAUUUAUCAACAAUGUGUGAAUCGACACCUCCCCAAGCGCGUUACCGCUUGGUAUGAAACUGCAGCAGACAUUGAGCUUGAUUUGAUUAGACUGCAACGUGCAAAAGAGGAGAGAGAGAGAGAGGGAGAGAGAGAAGAAAAAUCACCCCGCCAACUCAAAGGGCCCCUCCCCGCAUCAGGGGUGAAAGAAAGGGAAGCUCCGCAGGCACAUCCAAACCGCUCACUUGUUUCCGUUAUGGAAGGGGGGGGCCACCGCGCUCCGGAGUGCCGCACUAAACUCCCCGCAACUGCCCCACCCCCUGCCAAGAGGGAAGGGAAGACAAGCAAGGCCCCGGACAAGAAAAAGAAAGAAGCUGCUUUCGCUGCGGACGCCAUCUCCCCCCCACGGUUCAUGCAAAACGUGGAGGGAGAAGCUGAAGCUUCCACCAGCUCCUCUGAUGACUCCGAGGACGACGCCUUGUCUCGCUGGGUGAGUUCAAACAAAGGCCCCAUGCUGAUCCCGAUAGAAUUAAGGGUUCCACCCGAUGGGGUGUCAGAGCAGCUUCCCGCCCUCCUUGACUCGGGUUGUUCCCGAUGUAUGAUCAAUCCUGCAAUGGUGGAGAAACUAGGCCUCAAGUUAAAAACUUUGAAAACCCCUAUUGUCUUUUGCCAAAUAGAUGGGUCCAUAAUCUGCAUUGGGCUGCCUCGUGCCAGAAACCGGGCCAUGCAAACAAACAAAGCCCCAUCCACGGGAUGCAUGGGAAACCACGCUCAUGCCAAUUCGCAGAAAAGCCUCUGUUCAUGGAUCUGGUCCCUAGUGCCCAAAAGGCCUGAGGUAGCUUUUGACCAAACACCCAUCACUACCAGCUCCUCUCAGCCCAGGCAGGAGGCUCUCUCUACCACCAGGCGGGUCCGUCACCCAUCUCUGGAGUCCUCGGCACUAAGCGAGUCUUCCAUUUUGGAGGACCCGGAUCAGGAGGAGCAGGAGCUCUCGGAGGACGAGGACCUUCCUCCGGAUGCUCCUGCCUUCUCAGGGCUUUUUAAGCCUAGCCUAUUUAAGUCCAUCUUGCACAAGGCUAAGAACACCACCCAAGUGGGUACUAAACCUAAGACCAUGCAGGGAACCUCGGAUUCCGCUCCGGUUAACCCCAAUGCUAGCAUGUUUAAUGUUCAGGCACCUCAGCAAGAGCUGGUGCCGGUCCCUGAUCUCUUUAUGGAUGUCAUUCAAAGUCAAUGGGCCCAGCCUGGCUCCCAGGCUGCACCCAGUGGCAGGACAAGAAACUACUCAGUUGACCCCACAUUGGAAAACAUCCUGGUCCUGCCAUCUGUAGACCCUCCUAUAGCGGCUCUCACUUCUAAUUUGGUCCUUCUGGCUCACUUGUUGGAGGGCGUCAAGGAAGAGGACAAAAAAGCGGAGAAGGCCUUCCACAAGACUCAUCAAGCGGCGGCCUGGGCCAUUAAGGCUUCUUCAUCUGGGUCAUUCUUUAACAGAGCCUCUGUCAUUUGGCUGUGUGAGCUUCAAGCUAAACUGCCGGCAGGAGACACUCGUCUUCGCCAGGACAUAACAAAGAUUAUUGGAGCAUCCCAUUAUUCAGCUGAUGCCUCCCUUAAUGCGAGGGAACUCAUGAGCCAGGAAAUUCACCGUCUCCUGGAGAUCAAUGCUGUGGAACAAGUUCCACCCAACCAGGAAGGGAGGGAAUUUUAUUCCAUUCUCUUCUUGGUGCCCAAGAACUCAGGGGGGUGGAAAGCCAUCUUGGAUCUCAAGAACCUCAAUCAUCAUAUUGCAUACAGGAGGUUCAAGAUGCAAUCCCUGCAGACUAUCCUAGUGGGGAUUUGCCAGGGGGACCUCCUCACAUCCAUCGACUUGAAGGAGGCUUAUCUACACAUUCCCUUCCAUUCGGCCUGUCAUCAGGACCCAGAACCUUCACAAAAGUUCUCUCAGUGGUUGCAGCGCAAGUCAGGCGCAGGUCUCCGUGCUACUCCUAUCACAACUGUUGGGGAAGAUGAUCUCCUGCAUCUCGGUCGUUCCCUGGGCAUGACUUCACUCCAGAGAGUUGCAGUGGCUUCUCCUGCCCCAUCAAAGAGCCAACAGGAGCAACUCAUCCAUGAGGAUGUGGAUUCCCCCGACCGUGAAGCGGUCUCUCAAAUGGCAAUCGGCGGCUCUACUGAAGGGACACCUGUACAAGGAGCCCACGAGAAUAGUCAUCACAACAGACACAAUGUGACCACCAAGGCCCAUAUAAAUCGCCAGGGCGGCACCAGGUCCAGGAAGCUCAUGGCGGAGGCGGAGGCCCUGGGAAGUCAACCAUUGCUUUUUCACAUGUGCAACAAAAUUACAUUUAACAUAAAAGUCUCUAUCUACUAUCACAACAAGAUAGUGCGUGACGAAGCAGAAGUAAAUAGCUGCCUGCUCACCUACAACCAGGAGAACUGCCACCAAUCACACAAUGCACAGGUCAUACAGUUUCCAAAUCCAGACAUGCUGACGGAUCAGAAGCGAGUUCAAAAGACUUUGUCUGUCUUAGAGCCUGCAUGUUUAUUAUUAUAUCAGAGAAACGGGAGGAUCUGGGCCAAGCGACUUGGAAUGUGUCAGGUCUUCCAUGCAUUCUCCAAGGACCCUCCAUGUAAAUUAUUGCCAAGAAAUGUUGAAACUGAAAUCUUCAACUAUGAACAGUUCUAUCAAGAACUGGUUGAGUUCCGUGAUGGUCAAAGACGCUCGUCUCCUGACUAUACCAUUUAUCUGUGCUUUGGACAGCGGUUUACUGCUUCCAAACCCAAGGAGUCCAAGCUGAUCUUGGUGAAGCUGGUUCCAAAUUUUUGUAAAAAUUCGCAUGAAUUCGUGCAGAGGGAAGGCUGCUCAUCCCUGAACAGCGAAAGUCUGAGCCUCCAAAUCUCCAACAGCCUUUUUGAUAUGAUAGAACAGCUUUCUACUAUAUUCAUGCAGACUGAGACAGCGUAUUGAGUGUUUUGUUUUGUGUGCCAAUUAAUAGGUUUUGCAGAGGGUGAGGCUGGUUCUCUCCAUUUGUUUCACAGGCCGAAGUACUACAAUCUCUAGAUUGCAUCUCAGCCUUGUUAUUAGGGCAGAUGAUCUUCUAAUUGGACUAUUAUUUAUUGAGAUAAUCACACCCCGGGGACACAGAUACUCUGCCCUGUGAAAUUCUUUCCAAGAACCUAUUGGAAUAUAUAUCUUGCUAUGGGGCAUUAUGACAAGGAUUCUUCUUUGCAGUAAUAAUCGUGGUACAAAGUUGAGGAAAUUCUUUUCAAGAACAUAUUUUUAUGUGAUAAGAAUUUCCAGAUGCUACGGGAAUGAAUUUAGUUUCUGGAAUGCACUUUUUACUUCCUAUGUUUUGUAAGUGAAAAGACAUUAAAUAUACAUUCUAACCUGAAACUCAGCAGAAACUUCCAUGUUUCUCCAAACAAGACUAUUCUCAAAUGCUAUGGGACAGUGUUAGAAGCAAGUUUUGUAUUUUCGGUCCUAAAAAGAAAGGGACAAACUUACAAAGGACUUCUGUUCCUCUGUAAGAAUUUGGGUUUAUUGUCCACACAGAUGUUGAAGUUUGUAAAUAUUUGAAAAGAAAAAAGAAAACGUCCCUAGUCGGCUGGAAAGGAGAUGGGAGAGAGAUUUAAUUUCAGACUUGCAAGAUUGAAGACAGCCUUUCAAGAUAGAUCAGAUAGGAAAGAUGAGCUGUAUGUCUAUGGAACUUCUCAGUCAUCCAGGUCAUGGUUGCCCAAGAGGUGCUUUUUCAAGAGGCAACUGGACUUUCUGUUUUUUCUUUGAAGACGUUUUGCUUCUCAAAGUUGGAUGAGAAUUGAAACAUCUUCAAAGAAAAACCAGAAAAUCGAGCACCUCUAGGGUGACCCAGUGAACUUAUUCUACUUCAUUGCAAAGCUACAUUAAUAGAAUUUUGCAACUCUGAAAUUACAUUUCUUUCCUAUCUUUUUUAGAGCCCAAGAAACGGGCUCUCUUCUGAGGCUGCCCUGCGACAUUCCUAGGUGGAUUCUGAUCGUUCCCUUGGGAUGUGUCUCUGUGCCUUAUCUCCCAAGAUAAUUCCCAAAAUCACUCCCAAGAUCAUUCCCAUCCAUACAGGACCCUGUUCUCUAGCCUAAUCCAUAUUCAACACCCCCACAAAAAAGGUAGAGGAGAAAAAUUGCAUUUUGAUUGCAGAGUUUUGGAGGGGACGGGGGACAAUCAGACUAGUGGAUUAUAUCUAGCUAGUAGGCUGCCUAUCCCCAGUUCAGAGGUGGUAUUCAGCCGGUUCGGACUGGUUCUGGAGAAAUGGUGGUGGAGUGAUUCACCGAGGGAUACUUGCCCCCUGGUGCUUCACUGCAUGGGACAAUUAAAUGUGCCUUGAAUAAUUUCAAAGUAACUUCUCUGUGUGAAAUCAAGUACCAUAUAUGCACCCCAUUAAUAGAAAUGAACUUGGUGGGUAAGGGUGACCACGUUUGCCUUCACCUGCAGCUGGAGUAGAACAAGAUAAACAAUUAUUAUCGUAACAAGUAGUUACAGGCAUACUAUCCACAAAAUUCCAAGAAA
Messenger RNA from Thamnophis elegans (Western terrestrial garter snake), 5421 nucleotides. RefSeq lists its product as uncharacterized. Gene Ontology annotation, biological process: regulation of transcription by RNA polymerase II; immune system process. The record is from RefSeq and is a predicted model, not a curated record. The coding region runs from base 196 to 3849 and encodes 1217 amino acids. Lineage: Eukaryota; Metazoa; Chordata; Lepidosauria; Squamata; Natricidae. Gene Ontology annotation, molecular function: protein binding; RNA polymerase II cis-regulatory region sequence-specific DNA binding; DNA-binding transcription factor activity, RNA polymerase II-specific. The transcript is spliced from 15 exons. Gene Ontology annotation, cellular component: nucleus.